AUGAACGACAUGGUCUCGGGAUUGGACGACACUUAUCUUCGUGCCUUGGCUACCCAGCCUAUGGGUAACCCAGUCCUGCAGGUUAUGAUGUUCCUCGAACUCUCCCACUUUGGCAAAUCCAGCGCUAAGGACCCGAAAUCGACCUUGCGGAGACUUGUCCCAGACGAGACUUUCGAAGAAGGAACGGAAAGUGCGACUUUCAUCCGCGGCUUGCUCUACGAUGCCGUUGGUUCCCGCUUAGUGGAGACAAUGGUGCGUUAUAUGCCCGGUAAGGUGUUCAAGAAUCUCUACAAGAACAAUUUGCGCGAUCGCAUGGGUUCCCUUGCCCGCUCUUAG
Messenger RNA from Penicillium taxi, 336 nucleotides. RefSeq names its product Nucleolar protein 9. Lineage: Eukaryota; Fungi; Ascomycota; Eurotiomycetes; Eurotiales; Aspergillaceae. The record is from RefSeq and is a predicted model, not a curated record. The transcript has a single exon. Bases 1 to 336 code for a protein of 111 amino acids.